This is a messenger RNA of Leishmania braziliensis MHOM/BR/75/M2904, 609 nucleotides long. RefSeq lists its product as hypothetical. Lineage: Eukaryota; Euglenozoa; Kinetoplastea; Trypanosomatida; Trypanosomatidae. The coding region runs from base 1 to 609 and encodes 202 amino acids. The transcript has a single exon. The record is from RefSeq and is a predicted model, not a curated record.
AUGAGAGGGGUUGUGGCGGCGGAGCGCGAGACGUUCUUCCAGGCCUCUGUGCAAGAUGGCGAGCCGUACCGGUGGACUGCACUGGACGCCUCCCUGGACAUCAGUGGCACUCUUCGGUUGUCGCACCUGGUGUACCUUCCUCCGCCAUCGUUGGAGGAGCUGAGAGUGUUUGAGGCGUCGCGAGACAUCUCACCUGCUGUGACUGUGCAUUCUGUUCGCGCGAUCGUGCGCACGUUGACCGCCAACAAGAAGGUAGAGGAGUACGUGGUGGCGUGCUUCCCGCUAGAUGUGCAGAGGUUGUCCAGCGCGCAAACCUUCACAAUGCCGUCAACACAGGUCAACCAAAGCGGGGCCGCCGCCGCAGCUGCCAGUCCGCUGCCAAAGUACACCGUAGCCUCUCUGCUACCGCACCGGUACGACGCGGCAGCAGGUCUGUCGAACACCUUUCUGUUGCCAUGCCCGACAGACAUCGUCACGCAGCUGAACAUUCGCCUGGGGCUGGAUGGGUUUACGGAGCUACGGGUUGAUGGUCCAGGAACGGUGGUGUUCACGGGAGAGCAGCGGCUGACGAUGGUUGGCCACCGACGACACGAAUACACUCUUCGUUAA